Molecule: messenger RNA, 1434 nt
Organism: Misgurnus anguillicaudatus (oriental weatherfish)
Lineage: Eukaryota; Metazoa; Chordata; Actinopteri; Cypriniformes; Cobitidae
Gene: slc25a4
Product: solute carrier family 25 member 4
Biological process (GO): mitochondrial ADP transmembrane transport; mitochondrial ATP transmembrane transport; negative regulation of mitochondrial outer membrane permeabilization involved in apoptotic signaling pathway
Cellular component (GO): mitochondrial inner membrane
Molecular function (GO): ATP:ADP antiporter activity
Source: RefSeq, a predicted model, not a curated record
AAGAGAGCUCGUCCAUUUGAAGGGGCUUCGCAAGGGUUGUUGUAGGGUCUUUCGGUGGUCUUCCAGGAUAUAAGACAUCAUGUCUGACGCAGCGAUCAGCUUCUUGAUAGAUUUCAUGGCAGGUGGUGUGGCCGCUGCCAUCUCCAAGACCGCAGUUGCCCCUAUUGAAAGAGUCAAACUGCUACUGCAGGUCCAGCAUGCCAGCCAACAGAUCACAGUUGACAAACAGUACAAAGGAAUCAUCGACUGCGUAGUGAGAAUUCCCAAAGAGCAAGGAUUCUUGUCCUUCUGGAGAGGCAAUCUUGCCAACGUCAUCAGAUACUUCCCAACACAAGCCCUUAACUUUGCCUUCAAGGACAAGUACAAGAAGGUUUUCCUUGGGGGAGUGGACAAGAACACCCAGUUCUGGCGCUACUUUGCCGGUAAUCUGGCCUCUGGUGGCGCGGCCGGUGCCACAUCCCUGUGCUUCGUCUAUCCUCUCGACUUUGCCAGAACAAGGCUUGCUGCUGACAUUGGCAAAGGCGCGGCAGAGAGAGAGUUUUCCGGUCUGGGUAACUGCCUUACCAAGAUCUUCAAGUCUGAUGGUAUUAAAGGUCUUUAUCAGGGCUUCAAUGUGUCCGUCCAGGGCAUUAUUAUCUACAGAGCUGCUUACUUUGGUGUCUACGAUACAGCUAAAGGUAUGCUGCCCGACCCCAAGAACACACACAUUGUUAUUAGCUGGAUGAUCGCCCAGACUGUCACAGCUGCCGCUGGUAUUAUUUCAUAUCCAUUCGACACCGUCAGACGUCGUAUGAUGAUGCAGUCAGGACGCAAAGGAGCUGACAUCAUGUACAAGGGCACAAUCGACUGCUGGAAAAAGAUCAUCAAGGAUGAGGGUCCCAAAGCGUUCUUCAAGGGUGCCUGGUCCAACGUGCUCAGAGGCAUGGGCGGUGCAUUUGUACUGGUCCUGUACGACGAGAUCAAGAAGUUCACAUAAACAUUCUCCAUUCAUCUUGUCCUUCCCACCCAAGGAAACCCUUUAGCGACGUGUAUGUUUUAAUUGUAACCAGGAAGAUAUUGAAGAGGGGUGUACUUAGCCAAGCUGGCCCAGGGGUGGGUUGUGAUCACGUGAUAGUACGAGACCACUGCACCCUCCACGCCGAUACUUGUAAAUAUAUUUAAAUCUAGUCCCAAUGGCCCUCAGUUUAGAUGACUUUCAGUCUGGUCAGAUUGAAAGUGAUUUUUUCCUUGAUUUAUUUAUUUAAAUUAUUUGACCUUAAAUCUCUCUAAUAAUAGAGUCUACAUGCCCUACAGUGGCUCUUUUCUUCUGCAGCUAGCUGACCACACUUACUCACCGACUGAAGCAAGUGGCUGUACACUGGAAGUUUGAUUGUUCAUGUGGUGUGUUCCACCUUAUGUGUUCUUUUAAUAAGAAUAAACAAGAAAUACAUAUAU